GCGACGCAGCGGAAGGCUCUCAUUGUCCUCCCUGCGCCGCUGUCAGCAUGGAGACUUGCAGCCUCCUCCUUCGUACCGCAUGACUCUACGACGCGUGACGUCAUGAAGCUACCGCCCGGCCACCACCGCGCUCUCCAGUCCACAACACAGCGCAAGCACAGAAUACAGCUUUGAAAGUAGUGACGUGUCUAUGCUGCAUUGCUGCUCCGUGAAGGCGGCCCAUCCUCUGAUGACCCUCCUGACUGCAGUGACUGAGGUACAAUCUGCAGAAAGAUUCCGAUAGAGAAUUGGCUUGGAGUUACGGUUAUCCCAACAUGCAUAAUACACAACAGGAUUAUACUUUACAUCAAGCAGCAAAUAAACAGGGCACAUAUUACAAUAUAGUAAGGAAAGAUACAAUGACCGGAGAGUGGAUGUAUGGAAAUGAUUUGCAUCCUGGAAGUGCUAUUAAUGUCACAACAAAUGGCAACACCUGUAUUCUUUUUGGAGUCAGGAGAAUAAUAAUCAGAUUCAAGAAUCAAACUCAGUUGGAUCUGACAAAUACAAAUUCCAGUCUGCAUAACACUGUGGAUAUGGAGGAAUCAAACUGCAAUGAAGAAAACUCCACACUUUCUUUAACCUUUCUCAAAGUUGGAAAUAUAAGAAGCCUUUCUGUAAGAUUUUUAUUAGUAAAAAGUUACUACAAACUUUCAGUUCAAAACUGGUAUAAACUGCAAAGCGUCCAGAUCCUGUUCAACCAUUCUGUACAAGCAACAUUCAAUACCACAAGAAUAUUUGCCCCGAUCAGCUAUUCCUACCACUGUCAGCACGUCAGCAGUCUGCAGAAAUACGAUGCAUUGCUAGUCCCCAGCUCUGCGGAUGACAGAUCUAGACUGUGGGAUGUCACUUUCCUGGAUUUUCAGAUACAAGGAUUUAACAUAGAAGACGGAGAGUUUUCAUAUGCCAAAGACUGUUCAACCUACUUUUCACCAGCCAUUCUUAUGGGUCUUGUAAUGUCACUCAUUUUGCUAUUAGUCCUGGCCUAUGCCCUCCAUAUGCUGAUCCAUCUGAAAUCGAUGGACAGACACUAUCAGAGGAAAUGUUCUGCCACCUACUUUCCUAAGACAAAAGACAGUUACUUGGAAGAUGAGAGGGAGCCCCUCCGAGGCAGCGGGCUAGAGUUCUAUGAACUACGACAGCCAGAGUACUGUAGACUAAGCAUUCAGCAGUGUGCAUCUGUUUCUCAUUAGCUGCAUAAUUGACCAUUGUUUCCCUUUGUGUAUUUCUGUAAUUUUGAUUUCACAUUAAACACAGUUUCCAAGAAAUUACUCCCCAGAUAAAGACAUUGUAAAAUAAACUCUUGUGCAACACA
Messenger RNA from Pseudophryne corroboree (corroboree frog), 1351 nucleotides. RefSeq names its product V-type proton ATPase subunit S1-like protein. Bases 315 to 1229 code for a protein of 304 amino acids. The transcript is spliced from 7 exons. The record is from RefSeq and is a predicted model, not a curated record. NCBI's taxonomy places the organism in Eukaryota, Metazoa, Chordata, Amphibia, Anura, Myobatrachidae.